Messenger RNA from Capronia epimyces CBS 606.96, 1467 nucleotides. RefSeq lists its product as uncharacterized. Gene Ontology annotation, molecular function: monooxygenase activity; oxidoreductase activity, acting on paired donors, with incorporation or reduction of molecular oxygen. The coding region runs from base 1 to 1467 and encodes 488 amino acids. The transcript is spliced from 3 exons. Lineage: Eukaryota; Fungi; Ascomycota; Eurotiomycetes; Chaetothyriales; Herpotrichiellaceae. The record is from RefSeq and is a predicted model, not a curated record.
AUGGGUUCCACGGGAGCUUCACAGAAGCAAUGGGUCAUGAAUGCAUUUGCCAUGAGCUCGCCUGGCCAUGUUGCAGCGGGCUUGUGGCGACAUCCUCAGAAUCGAUCUCAAGAAUACCUCAAUCUCGGCUACUGGAUCGAUCUGGCCAGAAUCCUGGAGGAAGGUAAAUUCAACGGCCUGUUCAUCGCCGACAUGCUGGGCAUUUACGAUGUAUACCAAGGCCCUGGCAACAUCAAUCCGGUUCUGCCUGGCGCGGCCCAAUUUCCCAUCUCCGAUCCAUUCCCUGCCAUUGCCGCCAUGGCGGCAGUGACCACGUCGCUGGCAUUCGGCAUCACCUCUUCGACGACCUACGAGCACCCAUUUGCACUGGCACGGCGGUUUUCCACUCUGGACCAUCUCACCAGAGGUCGCGUCGGCUGGAACAUCGUCACCAGUUACUUGGAGAGCGCGGCCAAGAACUUUGGCCUGGACACCCAGGUGCCCCAUGACACGCGGUAUGCCAAAGCCGAGGAAUACCUGAAUGUCACGUACAAGCUGUGGGAGGGCUCGUGGCGGGAUGAUGCGGUGGUGCAAGACCCGAAGACCAAGCAAUACACCGUUCCUGGUCGUGUCAGGCGCAUUGACCACGAAGGUGAAUGGUUCAAAUCUGCUGGGCCUCACACGGUCGAGCCGUCCCCACAGCGGACGCCCUUCAUCUUCCAGGCCGGCACGAGCUCGGCAGGCAAAGUCUUCGCUACCAAACAUGCCGAAGCCAUGUUUCUUCCUGGCAUGGAGCCACAUGUGACGAGGAAGGCGGCCGACUCGAUCCGCAAGCUUGCCGUGGAGAUUGGUCGCAACCCAGACAGCAUCAAACUGCUUGCCGGCAUCAUCAUCAUCGUGGACGAGACCGACGAAAAGGCACAGGCCAAGUACGAAGAAUACCUGUCCUACGCCGAUGACGACGGAACGCUGGCUUUGUUUGGAGGCUGGUACGGUGUUGACAUCUCGCAAUGGGGCGACGAUGAGGAUUUCCGAUUCGCCCCCGGGUUUCCAGGUGCGGUCCAGGGAAUGCUGGAAGCCUGGAGCUCUACCGUCCCCGGCGGAAAAAACAUCAAAUGGACCAAGUCACGCAUCGCCCGAGAACUGGCUCUGGGCGGUCCUCAUGCCAAAGCCAUCGGCUCUCCGGAGACGGUUGCAGAUAUACUGCAGCACUGGAUCGACGAGGCCAACAUCGAUGGGUUCAACAUCUCGUAUGCUAUUUCGCCCGGGAACUUCCAGGAUAUCAUCAAGUAUCUCUUCCCUGAACUCAGACGGCGUGGAGUGUUUUGGGAUGAUUACGCCGUUCCGGGAGGUACUGCGCGGGAGAACUACUCGGCGGAUGGCAAAGGGCCCAGGGUGCGAGCUGAUCAUCCUGCGUCCAGGUUCAGAUGGAGAGCGGGAGAAGAAGUGCCGGAAUAUGCCAAAGGUGAGGUCGACAGUGUGAAGUAG